Clonostachys solani is the source of this 846-nucleotide messenger RNA. The record is from the annotation of a GenBank genome assembly. Lineage: Eukaryota; Fungi; Ascomycota; Sordariomycetes; Hypocreales; Bionectriaceae.
AUGGCAUCCAGAUUUGUCGAGACAGCCUCCUCGAGGAAACUGCAUUGUCUGCAGACUGGUGAUCCAAGAGGCCAACUCAUAAUCUGCCUCCACGGCUUGGGAGGCUCCGCAGAAACUUUCAAACCUCUUUUGCCCAGCUUACCACAGGCCUACAACAUUGCCUGCUUGGAUUUCCCUGGCUUCGGCGCAAGCCCCGCCCUAACCGAGCGUCCCACGAUUGCCAGCUAUGUGUCCGACCUGCACGAUGUCGUCACAUCUUUUCAAGCAGCUGAUGAAAGUCCACAAGACUCUCAAAAGGUAAUCUUGGUCGGACAUUCCCUCGGUUCGGCCAUUGUGCUGCACUUUACUGCCCAGUAUCCCUCACUUGUCGCUGCGAUUUGCCUGCUAGGAGCUACCCGAUCGGCUUCGCACAUUCCUGCCGUGCAGGCCAGAAUGCUAGACAUGGCAAAGAACACUCGGGAGAAGGGUGCGGCAUGGGCAGCCGAGCUGGCCAGCAGAUCGAACUUCCCGCCGCCGGAAAUGCGCGACGUGGAUGAAAAGCUGCGCAAGGAGGUGUAUGAUGCCGUGGCGGCUUCAGACGCCGAGGGUUACGCAUUGACUUGUGAAAUGAUGGCGGACGGCUCGCACAAGGAUCCAGACUACACCAAGAUCAAGUGUCCAGUCCUCCUAAUCGCGGGGGAUCUUGAUGUCAUCAGUCCAGUAGAGCGAUCAAAGGGUCUAGUUGAUAUUAUAGGAUCGGAUUUAUGUACCCUGGAGAUCGUCAAGUCUGGGCAUCAGCCUAUCAUUGAGGAGCCGGAUGCUGUUGUGCGAGCCGUGGGACAAAUGCUCCAGAGAGCCCAGGCUUGA